CAUCCUACCGAGUCAAACCCAUCUGUGCUGUUUAGCUGCAACAAGGAGCCAAAUUCUCGGUUAUUGGAAUUUUAAGAGACAGAAAAAGUCACAUUUAAAGGAAAUGGAAGACGACGUCUUAACGACGCUGAAGAUUUUGAUAAUUGGAGAGAGUGGCGUUGGGAAGUCAAGCCUCCUCCUAAGAUUCACAGAUGACACGUUUGACCCGGAGCAAUCAGCCACCAUUGGUGUCGAUUUCAAGGUGAAGACCUUAUCUGUGGAUGGUAACAAGGCAAAGCUGGCAAUCUGGGACACUGCUGGCCAGGAGCGCUUUCGAACCCUGACACCAAGUUAUUACCGUGGAGCCCAGGGAGUCAUCCUGGUGUAUGAUGUCACCAGAAGAGAUACCUUCACAAAGCUUGACAACUGGCUGAACGAGCUGGAGACCUACUGUACCAGGAACGACCUGGUUAAAAUGCUGGUAGGAAACAAAAUCGAUAAGGAUAACCACGACGUAGACAGAGCUGAAGGACUGAAGUUUGCAAGAAAACAUUCCAUGCUUUUCAUCGAGGCCAGUGCAAAGACGAAGGACGGUGUUCAGUGUGCGUUUGAGGAGCUGGUGGAGAAGAUCAUCCAGACACCUGGUUUGUGGCAGAGCGAGAGCCAUGGCAGAGCCGUUCAGCUCACAGAUGAAGAUGCCGGUGGCGGAUCCUGCGGCGGCUACUGUUCCCUGCUUUAAAAACACACACAUAUGACGCCCCCCCCACCCUAACACCCAGCCAGCCGCCGCCUCUCCAUCUGUGUCUGGUCCUAAGCGGAGCUGUCUACCCAGACUGACUUUUAAACAGUCCAUCAUCCCUAAUCUGACUCUAAUUUUGCACAAUUAACAUAAACGUUUCUGCCGUUACAUUGUGUUUUACUUCUAUAACCUUGUUCAAAGUAUGAACUCUUUGUUUUUAUGCUCCUAUCAAGUUGUUUUAGUCGGUUAUAAAAGUGUAAGCCAAAGUUUGUCCGUCUUUUAAUGUGAUCAUAAUGGAAAGGCUUUGGGUUCCCAUUUCCUGCAUGCCGUUCUUGUCCUAGGAGCUUGUUGCCUUAGCAACCGCAUCCAUAUCGAUGCUGGGCUUUUCUGCAGUGCUAGUCUUCCUCUUGCGCUUCAUUCCGUCCCUCCUGCUACAGACUGUCGUUACGCCGCUGCUCGUGGAGGAGCUCGUGAAUCCAGUUCCUGCCGUCGUCCGCCUCACCACUUGUAUUCAGAGGCUCGGCGCACGCAUCCUCUGCACAACUGACUCUUUAUUUCAGUGUUUGAAAUGAUGUUUUGGUUUAGUUUACUUGAACAUCAAAGCUUUGCUUUAUUUUUCUUUCCUUUUUUUUUUAAGUACGCAUGAAUCAAAUAGGCUGGAACCGGCGAGACUGAACUACGACGUGGAAGAAGGAAUCUUUUGAAACUGCCUUUCUUCUUUUGAUGGACUGGCACUCACUCAAACCAGACCGAGGAUGUCAGAAAUAUUGCUGUAAUCCAUCAGAAAGAUCUCUUAACUGUGCAUUUCCAGUAUCACAGAAAAGCUGUGCUUCUAAAUGCUGAUGGAUUUCACAUUACAGAUCCGUGGAAACUAGAUCUGUGAGCAUGUCGGUGGUGUCUGAAUGCUGGUAUCCUUGGUGAGAGAUCUAUACAUGUCUAACCACAUGUAGCCGGUGUUCAACUUUUUAUUUACGUUCGCAUAGGCGAUCCUUGUGCCAUUCUUUGUGUUCGUCUGUCCUGGGAGAUAUUAUAAACUUUUAUUCUAAAGAUUUUAACUUAUAUUAACACAUUACAUAUGUGGCCGUUUGAAUUUUAGAUUAGCUACACAAUAAGGAAUUAGAUUUUUAUGACCUUAUGAAAAUAAGUGCUUUUUUUUUUAUUUUUGUGGUUGGAAACGCGUUGAACCAUGUAAACCUUGUAAAUUGUACAUUUUAAGAUUUAAUUGUAUGAAUUGUAAAGUGGAAUGUACACAUAUCUGACUUCAAGCCGCCCCUGUAUUAAACUCAAUAAAACUCCUUUU
Molecule: messenger RNA, 2018 nt
Organism: Cyprinodon variegatus (sheepshead minnow)
Lineage: Eukaryota; Metazoa; Chordata; Actinopteri; Cyprinodontiformes; Cyprinodontidae
Gene: rab18
Product: RAB18, member RAS oncogene family
Exons: 7
Coding region: 104-718 (204 amino acids)
Molecular function (GO): GTPase activity; GTP binding
Source: RefSeq, a predicted model, not a curated record